AUGGCAAUCAUCUCUCCCGACCCAGCCAUCCAAGACCUGAAGCUCACAAUUCGAGAAUCAACACUCUUAUUCCCGCCGCAAAAUCAUCAAAAAUCUCUUUUCCUCUCCAACAUCGACCAGAUUCUCAACUACUACGUCCCCACCGUCUUUUUCUUCUCCCCCAACAAAGACUACCCUCCGGAGACCGCUACCCAUAGGCUCCGGUCGGCCCUCCAGAAGCUUCUCCAGACCUACGAUUUUGUGGCCGGAAGACUUAAGCUGAACCCCGACACUGGCCGCCUCGUCAUCGACUCCAGCAAUGCCACCGGAGCCGGUUUCGUGGCAGCUUCAUCUGCUUUGACCCUGCCCGAGCUCGGCGACUUGCUCUGCCCUAACCCCAUUUUCCGGCAGCUCGCUCGUCAGACUCUUCCCGGCAUAGAGGAUCAGCCUCUACUCGUUCUCCAGGUGACAUCAUUCAAAUGCGGCGGCCUAGCGCUCGGCAUGUCCGUAAACCACAUUCUUUUAGACGGCCUAAGCGCGAAAGCCUUCAACGAGAAUCUCGCAUCCCAAUGCUUCAACGACGGGCGACAGCUGGCGGUCCUCCCCUGCCUCGACCGCCGCCUCCUCACCGCCCGGUCACCGCCCCACGCUGAUUUCCACCACCCGGAGUUCUUCAAACCCGACCACCUCCCUUCCUCCGGCGGCCCUCCGGUUUUCGACUGCAAGAAAGAGGAACUCUCCUUCAACGUCUUCAAACUAACUCCGGCAGACAUCGAUUUCCUAAAAAACGAGGCGAAAAAAGGCGGCAAACUAAAAGCGAACCCGAAACUAAUCAGCAGCUUCAACGUCGCCAUGGCAAUUAUAUGGCGUUGCAAGGCCCUGUCGAAAAAAAAUGAUGAAAACGAGAUUUCUACACUUCUCAACGUGGUUGAUCUCCGGUCGAGGUUGAAUAAUCCUCCGCUGCCGAUUUCGUACUGUGGGAAUGCGGUUCUAGUCGCGUACGCAUCGGCGAGACGCGGAGAGAUCGAGAAGCUUCCGUUUUCUGAGCUGGUGGGGAUGGUUUCGGAAGGUCCCGGAAGAAUGACGGACGAGUACGCAAGGUCGGUGAUCGACUGGCUGGAGAUCAAUAAGGGACUGCCAUGUGGCGAGUACAUGGUGAGCUCGUGGCUAAGGCUAGGGUUCGAGAGCGUGGAGUACCCGUGGGGGAGGCCCGUGCACGGCGGGCCCGUUGUUAACCAUAGGAAGGAUAUUUGUUGGGUUUUCCCGACGGGAGAUGGUGCAGUGAAUGCUUUGGUGUCGUUGCCGGAAGAGGAGAUGAUGAGGUUCCGAUCUGAGUUUCAUAGGUUUUUUAAGGGUUUGGAGAAUAUUGAUGCUGAUGAUACGGUUGCGAUUGGAGAUGAAACGAGCAAGGAAAUUAUGUCGGUCGCGUAA
Striga hermonthica is the source of this 1410-nucleotide messenger RNA. Lineage: Eukaryota; Viridiplantae; Streptophyta; Magnoliopsida; Lamiales; Orobanchaceae. The record is from the annotation of a GenBank genome assembly.